UCGCAAGAAUCAAAAGAGAAUUUUGUCUGACCUCGAAUAUCCAUGAAAAGCUUCUCAUCUCGUACAACUGAAAAAAUACGAAAUCCGCACGCGUGACUGUGGAAAGUCGUCACGACUGUCUUCUACUGCUCAAGAGCGUCAGUGAUCUGAGCAAUCGACGGCGCUUCCAGGAUAAAUACACGCACAGUCUUGAUAUACUACAAUUCUACUUCUCACUGCUUUAGCCUGUGCAAAUUUCAGAGCUCUCAGAACGGCGGGAGAAACACUCUCCCGAUCAACAGCGCCACCAUGUAGCCAUAGAUCAUGCACAGAAGAACUAUCAAUGCGGAGAGAACGAUCCUAGCGAGUAGUAGCAGGGCAACCGAUAACAUGUUGUGCAAACCGAAGAGUCUGGCGUGGCUGGCAGAUGUACAGGCCAUGAAUGAAACAGCGGGACGAUGCACUCACAGGGAAGCUACUUGGUUAGCUGCUAACAUUGCUGAAGGGAAGACCACGAUUUUCCAUAUCCUGCUUGGGGCUCAAAAGAGGCCAGAGUUCGAGAGGAGAUCAGACAAAUGCACAAGUGUUUCUCCCUUCCUGUCCGACCGAUUGAGUUUGAGGUUUGGAGCACUGCACGGCAGCUCGUAGUGAAGAUUUUCCAUGGAUUAGUCGUCUUGGGAAAGCUUGCUGCCAGGGUUCAGGCAUCUCGGUGAGGCAAAACACCAAACUACAUCUUUUUAUAUCACCGACGGCUGACAACGAUCGGAAAUCCGUGGGCAUUAGAAUUCGAAGAAGCAGGAAUCGGUUGUGAUUGUUGUGUUGUGCACAUGAAGAAAUUAUCCGAGUCAGAUGUUGAUCUCCAUCUUCACUGCUACUGAGGGGAGCAAUUCUCCGGAUGGAAGGAAGAACUUUGGAGAUUUUUGCAGUCUACAACUGACGGCGAUAAGUCACUUCGAAGCUAAGCUACAUGUCAAUUCUGACAAUCCAUUACGACUGGGAGACAGGGAGAGAUGCAAGGACCAGGGGGUAGGAGAGGGCAAGUGUGGCAGCUCGCCAGCGUAGGAAGCGAUCGCCACGCACGAACGAAGUGGCCGGGCAAUUUGCAAUGUCCACCAGGAAACGACUGCCAUGGUGUAAACAGGAAUGCGUGCAGUGGAAAGUGGACAGUCCCUGUACCUGAACCGCCUACAAUCACAAUCAAAGGCUGGUUCCUCAACAGCAAGGAGUGGUUCUGGGAUAGCCUCUUCAUCGACAGGAGAACUCUCGUCAACAGCAACAGUGGCCUGCACUGGGGCUUCCCUAUCACAGGUACCUCGAAGUGGAGAUCGAAGCUAUCAAGUCCCAG
This is a messenger RNA of Marchantia polymorpha subsp. ruderalis, 1324 nucleotides long. The record is from the annotation of a GenBank genome assembly. NCBI's taxonomy places the organism in Eukaryota, Viridiplantae, Streptophyta, Marchantiopsida, Marchantiales, Marchantiaceae.